Astrephomene gubernaculifera is the source of this 1423-nucleotide messenger RNA. The record is from the annotation of a GenBank genome assembly. Lineage: Eukaryota; Viridiplantae; Chlorophyta; Chlorophyceae; Chlamydomonadales; Astrephomenaceae.
GCGGCAGCUGGCGGAGCAGUACCCCUGCCGGGGAGUGGUGGGACGGUUCGUGGAUCAGGAGGAGGACCGCCAGUUCGAGGCCACUCCGCAGCAGCAGGCCACCCCCCUGCAGCUGCUGCGGCAUGCCAUAGCGGCCAUCAACGCAGCGGGAGGGGGCGGGGGUGGUCUGGCCCCCCCUGCUUCUGCUGCUGGUGCUGGUGCUGGGAUGGGGGUGGCAGCGGCGGGGGCAGCGGUGCAGCAGUCGCCGGCGCAGGGGGCGCAGCAAGCAGGCCCCGCCACCAUCACCCCCCGCGGCGGCGACUGCAGCCCCGCCGGCUCAGCCAUCUGGCUCACCCCCUCCCAGCCACCCGCCCCUCCCUCCCUCAACCCCCCCUACCACCGCGCCGACUCGCUCCACUCCCUUAGCAUUAACACAGCCGGACCCGCAGCAGCAGCAGCGGCAGCAGCCCAGGCCGGCGGCUCCUCCGCCUCCGGAGCCGCUCCCGGGGGGCCGGCAGCAGCCGGCAGCAGCAGCGACCCAUGGGACGGUGUGGGCGGCAGCGGGUUCCUGCGAGGCAGCGCGGGGACGACCUCCUCCGUGGCGUCAGCGGCGGGGCAGGGUGCCGGCAGGGCGGGGAUGUCCUCCUGGGCGGCUGAGGCGGAGGUGCUGGGAGGUGGGGUGGGGGGCGGGGGGCCGGGCGGCCGUCCGCGGCACGGGCACUCCUCCUCUGCGGACAACUCGAGCAGCUCCAUCUUUGGGAAGCAGUUCGACAUGUUUGCAAGCAAGGUGUCCUCCGUCUUCGACCCGCUCAAGUCGCAACGGGGCGGAGGCGGCGCCACAGCACCCGGGACAACAACAACAACAACAACAACAACAACAACACGCAACACCCCGUACGAGCAACAACAGCAGGUGGCCCAACAGCAGCUGCUCCUACAGCAGACGCAACAGCAGCGGCAGCACCGCCACUCGCUGUACGGCACCUCGUUCCCCGGCUCUGACUCGUUCGACUCGGACCAGCAAACCUACAACCACCACCAACAACAACAGCAGCAGCAGCAGCAACUGCUGCAACCCUUACCCCAGCACCCAGCGCUUGCUCCCGGUGGUGCGGGGGAGCGGUUGUCGCCCGCCUCCUGCCCGGGGGCCGCUACCGCUGCUACCGCUGCUGCUACCGCUGCCGCUACUGCGGUGCUGCCCCCCACGGUGUGCUGGCUGCGGGACUGGCGGCUGCGGGCGGUGUUGGGCUGUCCGAGGGCGGCUGCGGACCUGGCGCUGCAACUGGCGCUGGCGGCGGCGAGCUGCUACAGCCGCGCCGGCCGGCCGCGCACCGCCGCCCAGCUGUACGGCGACGUGGGGGGCGUGCUGCUGGGCGGGGGGCGGGCGGAGGCGGCGGCGGCGCUGAUGGAGCAUGUGGCGGCGGUGGCGCAGGCGGAGGGGUGG